CAAUAGACACAAUGUUCCGCAAUACACCAUUGGCCAAUACACCAACCUUUAAGCUUAUAUUAGGCUUUGGUCUGUGUACGCUAGGUGGUGCUAUGUUAUAUGCCUACUUUAAGCAACGUGACGAAGAUGAUGAAGAUCAAAAACAGGACACAACAAGAAAUCAUUCACAAAAGCCCAAAGCCAUUAGCCGACAAAGUUCACAAACAGCAUCGAAACAGGCACAAAAAGAAGUGAAACUUGAAUUUAAAAUAUCCAAUGAACAUGUGCCGCUAAUAGCGGGAAGGCAGGGAGCCAAUUUGAAAUCCAUACAGGAUAGGACACAGACAACUAUACAUUUUCGCGACAAAGAUGAUACCCAUAAACUAUGUGAAAUAACUGGCCAUCCGGACAAUGUUAAGGAAGCUCGUUCCAUACUACUGAAAGAAAUCGAACGUUCGCCAAUUGUCAAAGAAGAAAUCUAUGUACCACAAAGUGUUUGUGGCAAAAUUAUGGGCCGUUGUGGUGAAGCAAUGCAAGAAAUAUGUCGCAUCUCCUUGGCCAAGGUUUCCGUUGAUGCCGGAGUACGUAGUGCCAAUACGAGACGUAUUACGAUUACCGGUAAUCGCCAACAAGUUAAUAUUGCACGCAAAAUGAUUGAAGAUAAAAUCGAAGAAGAUGAAAAUUUACGUCGUGCCGUUGAAGAAGUCGAACAAAAACGUGAACCCAGACGUUCACCGGCAAACAGUGUCAAUUCCAGCAUGUAUUCAUCGCAAACGUCAUUAAGUUCGCAUUUGCCACCGCGUGAAAAAUUGAUGGCCGCUCGUAAUGAUGAAAAACCCAUGGAGGUAUAUGUAUCGGCUAUUGCCUCGCCAGCAAAGUUUUGGGUACAACUCAUUGGACCGCAAACAAAGAAAUUGGAUGAUUUGGUAGCCAAUAUGACAGCGUACUAUAGUAAUGCUGAAAAUCGUGCCAUGCACCAGAUCCAUGAACCAUAUUUGGGGCAGAUUGUGGCAACGGUUUUUAAACAUGACAAUAAAUGGUAUCGAGCUGAAGUCGUUGGCAUCCUGCCCAAUCAAUAUAAUCCCAAUGAGGUUGUAUUGGAUUUGUAUUUUGUUGACUAUGGCGAUAGUGAAUAUGUAUUACCUCAUGAAAUAUUUGAAUUGCGUACAGAUUUUCUUACAUUAAGAUUCCAAGCUGUUGAAUGUUUUUUGGCUAACGUGAAGUCGACAUUAAUCAGUGAUCCACAAACAUGGGAACCUCAAUCCAUUGAAUUUUUCGAAGAUUUCACACAAGUUGCCCGUUGGAAGAAGUUAAUCUCACGUGUUGUUACAUAUAAGGAUCGUGUUAAAACGCUAACUGGCAAUGCAGCUGCACGUGAAGGAUCGCCCAUACCUGGUGUUGAACUAUACGAUAUACAAGAGGGCAUUGAAAUAAAUUUGGGUCACAUGAUGAUUUCCCAUGGCUAUGCUCUGCCCAUCAGCGAAGAUUAUCCCCGUGCCCUAUCGCCAUAUACCGCAAGUCUUAGCAAUUCAAAUGAUGCCUUGACGAACUCAUCCACAACAUCAUCGUCCAUAAUGAAACCACAAUCACCACAGCCACCUUUAUCGCCAGCCUACUCAAAUGAUGCCGAUUCGGCCGAAGAUGCUCUAAUCGAAGAACAAUUGAAGCAUUUGAAAUCCGCCACACCGUUCAAUAAAUAUGUAAAUGGCAGCAAUAAUAUAGCAGUAACAAAAAUGACACCCUCCGAAUUCUUUAAUGGUGGCGGUCAAACAACCAACAGUGCACCAAUUACGAAGGCCACAAAUGGCCAUCACAAUAACAUGGAUGCAUCAACAGCGUCAACGUUAUAUACCAAUGGCAAUCCUCAACGAUAA
Molecule: messenger RNA, 1853 nt
Organism: Musca vetustissima
Lineage: Eukaryota; Metazoa; Arthropoda; Insecta; Diptera; Muscidae
Gene: papi
Product: tudor and KH domain-containing protein homolog
Exons: 5
Coding region: 12-1853 (613 amino acids)
Biological process (GO): spermatogenesis
Molecular function (GO): RNA binding
Source: RefSeq, a predicted model, not a curated record